Megalobrama amblycephala (Wuchang bream) is the source of this 1222-nucleotide messenger RNA. Its product is annotated as CD48 antigen-like. Lineage: Eukaryota; Metazoa; Chordata; Actinopteri; Cypriniformes; Xenocyprididae. Bases 94 to 1170 code for a protein of 358 amino acids. The transcript is spliced from 7 exons. The record is from RefSeq and is a predicted model, not a curated record.
UUAAUCUGUGGUCCUGAGACUGUCACAUUACUUCUGACACAUUUAAUUUCCUCUAUUGAAAAACCCACACAGAAACAGGCAUUUCUGUUUGCUAUGAUGGCAUUUAGGCUGCUUCUGUUCAUUUCUCUUCUUACUGACAACACAGGGUUCAGUGCUGAGAUCUCUGUGUUUGUUCAGAAGGGAGAUUCUGUUCAACUGGAUAUACAGACACAGGAUCUACCAGAGUUUGAUGAUUUAUCCUGGAAAAAUAAUAAGUCAGAGAAUAUAAUUAAAUAUAUACAUGCAUCUAAAACAGUAAGACCUCACUCUUCCUACAAGGACAGAGUGGAUUUCAAUAAUAAAACCCUCUCUCUCACACUGAAGAACAUGCAGAAGACAGACAGUGGACUCUAUACAGCAAGAACAAGUGGAGAAACAGACAACAAUAUUGUUACAUACAGAGUAUCUGUUAUAGAUGCAGUGGAAGCUCCAGUUCUGACCAUAAACUCAAACUGGUCCAGCUCUGACCCCUGUAGCUUUACAUGUAAAGGAAGUAACAUUAUUAUCAGCUCCAUCUAUAAUAGUAGCAGCUGUGCUCCAGAGGAAGUGACAUCAUCUGAUUACACUCUAAGACUGAACUGCAGUGGCGACUACAUCAUGUGUAUCUAUAGCAACCCAGUGAGCUGGAAUACUGAAAUAAAGAAGGUUAAUGAAUUCUGCACUGUUGAUCAAGCGCUUCCCUUGUGGUUUAUCCUCCUUUCUUGCCUAUUGACAAUGAGUUUGUUGGCAUCAAUGAUCGGCUGUUUUUUCUACAAAAGAAAAAAAGAUCAUUCCUACUCCUCUGCCCAGCAGAAUGAUGAACAUACAAUCUAUGAAAAAGUUGACGAGAAUAUCAAGCCACAAAGGUCACUAAAUAAGUUGGAGAAAUCAAAAAAUCCUUCCACAGUGUAUGAUACUUUAAGGGAACAUGGACCUCCUGAUGUUAUGAUGGAAACCAACCACACCUCAUCCAGUCAGGACUCAGUGAAUCAGAGUGCAACACUAACAGAGAAGAGUCAGCCCAAUGCAGCAGCCACUAGUAUCUACUAUACCAUUCAGAAGCAACCAAAAUCUGAAGCUGAUCACACCAUUUACGCUGUGGUCAAUAAACCGCCAGAUGGGGAUGAAUCUGUACAUCCAAAACCGAAAUAAAGUAUAAUAACACUGGUCUUUUAAUAAAGCUGAACCCUUUCAGUGUUCUGAA